This is a messenger RNA of Pomacea canaliculata, 587 nucleotides long. Its product is annotated as 28S ribosomal protein S18a, mitochondrial-like. NCBI's taxonomy places the organism in Eukaryota, Metazoa, Mollusca, Gastropoda, Architaenioglossa, Ampullariidae. The coding region runs from base 33 to 518 and encodes 161 amino acids. The transcript is spliced from 5 exons. Gene Ontology annotation, cellular component: ribosome; mitochondrial small ribosomal subunit. Gene Ontology annotation, molecular function: small ribosomal subunit rRNA binding; structural constituent of ribosome. Gene Ontology annotation, biological process: mitochondrial translation. The record is from RefSeq and is a predicted model, not a curated record.
GGGGCAGGAAGGAAGGAUAAGUGACUUUCAACAUGCUUCGGCAAGCGUUUCAGAAUUUUACUGCUUUAGUUACAAAAUCACUCAGAUCUACAGAUCUGGUUUCCAAUGCAUCGCAAAGACCUUUUUCUGUGUCUAGCGUUCGUAACAUAAAAGAGAUAAUUCAAACAACUAAAGAAAAUGUCACAACAAUUGAAGGAGUGACUGUACAGUCAGAGAGAGCACCGUAUGUUGCCAAGAACACAGAUGGAGGCUGCACUCUAUGCAAAAUUCAUUCUCACCUUAAAUACACUGAUGUCUUGAUUUUAAGUCAGUUCUUGCGGCCAGAUGGCUGCCUCUUACCUCGUAGUGUCACUGGUGUGUGUCAAAGCAAACAGAGGAAGCUGGCCAUGCUUGUCAGGAAGGCACAACAAGCUGGUCUUUUACCACAGUUGCGGCCUGAGCUGUCAAAUGGACGAGUGCGAACAGGACAUAAAUCCAAUUACAAAUGGAAACGUUACAAUGUGUAUUUCAAAGACUAACCCAAUUCAUAUCUGAGAAGACUGUCAAAUGCAUUUCUAAGUAACAAUGAUUAAACCAUUUUGAUGUGA